Messenger RNA from Mus musculus (house mouse), 11063 nucleotides. It is a transcript of the gene Prkca, whose product is annotated as protein kinase C, alpha. Gene Ontology annotation, cellular component: nucleus; mitochondrial membrane; plasma membrane. Bases 2868 to 4934 code for a protein of 688 amino acids. The record is from RefSeq and is a predicted model, not a curated record. The transcript has 18 exons. Lineage: Eukaryota; Metazoa; Chordata; Mammalia; Rodentia; Muridae. Gene Ontology annotation, molecular function: protein serine/threonine kinase activity; protein serine kinase activity; ATP binding. Gene Ontology annotation, biological process: negative regulation of protein metabolic process; negative regulation of D-glucose transmembrane transport; regulation of synaptic vesicle exocytosis.
GGGACCAACCAUUCCUAUCCAUGCUAGAGGCGCAGCUGUAUUGCUCAGUAACUGACAAUUCUCCACUCUGGGUGCACCACUCACUCUGGGCUGAGCGAGCUUAAAUGAAGGCAGUUGAUGCAAUCACACUCAGCCCAGCUAGCAAUCAAUGGGCUUUCAGUUAGCCAUUUCUCUUCAUGCUCACAGGACAGAAGCUAGCAAGUAGAGCCACAACCGGAAAGGAAAGAGACAUGGCCUCCCUCCUAUCUACGCACAGUCAAAAGCAAUCACUUCUCUCCCCACCCCACCCCCACAGAAGAUGCCAGGCUGAUGCCCAGCCUGCCUGGCUCUUAUUUAUAUUCAAGAAUGCACAAGGCAACCCCACCCUCCAUUUCUCUCCGCUUCACCCUCAGUGAGCCAGGGAAAUAGAAGCUUGUCUUUAUUAAAUAUUUGAGGAAGACCCCUGUCCCAGAUAAACACGGCUGAGUGAAGGGUUGUGGCUUCAUUCCACCAUGCCCCAUUUCAAGCACAAUUAUCAACUAAACAUGGAUGGUUUGAGACACCCAUAAUGUGUUUUUUUUUGUUUUUUUUUUUGUUUUUGUUUUUUUAUUUUACAAUUUGAUCCAUUUUCCUAGUGUGCUUUGUUCUUCAUUUUUCUCCUGCCUCUUCCCUGCUCGCCUCCUUGGCCUGGAAGUGCUUAAAUUCACUUUCCACAGAAUAUCACCAAGCACCAGCAGUACUGGCUGCGCUGUGUAGCCCUAUCAACUUGACACAAGCUGACACCAGUUGAGAAAAUACCUCCAUAAGAUUGGACUGUAGGCAAGCUUGUAGUGCAUUUUCCUAGUGACUGAUGGAGGAGGGCCCAGUCCAUUGUGAGUGGUGUUAUUCCUGGGCCCAUGAUCCUGGCUGAGUAAACCAGUAAGUAGCAAUCUUCCAUGGCCUCUGCAAUCAGCUCCUGCCCUCAGGUUCUCUCCUGGCUUGGCUUCUCUCAGUGGGCUGUGAUUCAGGAUAUGUAAGCCAAAUAAACCCUUUCCUGUUCAAGUUGCCAUUGGUCAUGGUGUUUCAUCACAGCAGUAGUAACCCUAAGACACUUGCUCACCAGAUUGUAAAUGGGUCAGUGAAGAGCCUGGUCUACUGAUGGCUAUUCAGUUGCCUGCACUUGUUUAAAUGUAAAAGCUAUCUUUUCGUCAAGAGUCACAAUUAGGCAAUCUUGGAAAAGGAUAGUCCUUCGUGGCUUAUGGGAUAUGCUGUGAGCUAGUAUUUCAGGCGAUUUCCCUCUUUUAAAGUCUGCACUUGAGAUCUUACAUUCCUGAUCCUCUUGGGAUCACUGGCUGGUGUUACCAUGUCCAAGUUCAAGUAUGCACAUUGUCUUAAUGGAUUUGUAUUCUACAAUAAACGAAGCUGAUGCGAUGGCUCAUCUCUGUAAUUCCAGCACUCAGGAGCUGUGACAGGAGUAUUACCUCGAGUUUGGGACCACCCUAGGCCGAUUGGGACAAUGAACUUCUUGUUGGUAGAGGGUUGCUCUGUCCCAGGUUUAGAAUCCUCCAGGCAGACCUAAUAAAUAUUCAGCAGGCGCUCGGACAGCCCAGCCCCAAGUGCGCCCUUUGCAUACAUAUCCAUUCCAGCUACCCCUUCACAAGCAGUUUUACUUGGUAAUUUACAAAUGUUCUGGCUGAACUCUACACCUGCCAGUAUUUCAGCAAUUAGCUUAGGAUGCAAAAUGAUUUCUAAGUUAAGGUUCUGGACAUGUAAAAUCAAGAGAGCCCGAUCAUCUUCGGGCACCACAGCUCUGAUAGCCAACGAAUAACAUCACAAACCAGGGCAAGCCCUUUGGCAUCUUACCGGGUUAUUACGACUGUCAUACAAAUCUAUAUAAUAAGCAGGUGAACUGCAGGUCAAAGAUCGAAGGGAUGUAAGAGAGCCGGCAAUCAGUUAUUCAAAACCGCUCCCUUUUACCGACUCGGAACUGAGCGAGGGUUAGGGUUUGGGCAUUUUAGUGGCAUAAACGACUAGAAUGACAUUUUGGUCAGGUGAAAGGUUAAACGGGAAAGAGGCUGAUAAAAAGCCAGCAAACCCCCCACCCCCAAAUGCCUGUGGGUCCAGGUAGCUAGACAAGGAGCUACCUCUGUACCUGCUAAGGUGGCAUGGGGGUGGGGGUGGGGAGCGCUCCGUGCCGGGUUCCUUCGGGGCACAACUUCCAUCCCAGAAAGAGGAAAGCAUGAGCAGAGAAGCGUGAGUGGGUGGAGGAAGGUGGGGAGAGGAGGAGGCCCGGCACCACGAGCGGAAGGAGAGGAGGAGAAAAAAGAGGGAGGAGGAAGCAGAGGAAAAGGGAGGAAAAAGAAGCGGGCGGCGGAGGAGAAGGACCCGCCCCUCCCGGCUUCUUCCUGGGCUGGGCAUCUCCAGGGCCUCUCCCCGACCGCCGCCCUCGGCAGUUGGCGGGGCUCACAGGGGCCCCCCAGUCUGCGUGUCCAGCUCUGUGCAGCGGAGCGCAGAGGCCCAAGGCUCGCCCGGCGCGCGUCCCCGUCCCGCGCGCUCCUACUCCAGGCCGCGCGCGCGCGUGCACACAUACACACGCUAGCUCUCCGGGCAUGCGCAGUGGGCGGCGCCGCUCCGGGCCGCCUCUUGCCGCCGCGAGUAGGAAGCGCGAGCGCCGGGCGCCGGGCUGUCAGUGAGCGUGGGGCCAGCCAGCGAGCCAGAGAGCCGGAGAGAGCCAGAGAGAGCGGCUCGGCUCCCAGCUCCGAGUAGCGCAGCGCCCGCCCGGCUCUCCCGGGCCACCGCCGCCACCACCGCACCUCAUCAGCACCGCCACCUCGGCCGCCGCCCCCGCCCACCCCGGCCCUCCCCGGCUGCUGCUCCCCGGCGGAGGCAAGAGGUGGUUGGGGGGAACCAUGGCUGACGUUUACCCGGCCAACGACUCCACGGCGUCUCAGGACGUGGCCAACCGCUUCGCCCGCAAAGGGGCGCUGAGGCAGAAGAACGUGCAUGAGGUGAAAGACCACAAAUUCAUCGCCCGCUUCUUCAAGCAACCCACCUUCUGCAGCCACUGCACCGACUUCAUCUGGGGGUUUGGGAAACAAGGCUUCCAGUGCCAAGUUUGCUGUUUUGUGGUUCAUAAGAGGUGCCAUGAGUUCGUUACGUUCUCUUGUCCGGGUGCGGAUAAGGGACCUGACACUGACGACCCCAGGAGCAAGCACAAGUUCAAAAUCCACACAUACGGAAGCCCUACCUUCUGUGAUCACUGUGGGUCCCUGCUCUAUGGACUUAUCCACCAAGGGAUGAAAUGUGACACCUGCGACAUGAAUGUUCACAAGCAGUGUGUGAUCAAUGUCCCUAGCCUCUGCGGAAUGGAUCACACAGAGAAGAGGGGGCGGAUUUAUCUGAAGGCUGAGGUCACUGAUGAAAAGCUCCACGUCACGGUACGAGAUGCAAAAAAUCUAAUCCCUAUGGAUCCAAAUGGGCUUUCGGAUCCUUAUGUGAAGCUGAAACUUAUCCCUGACCCCAAGAAUGAGAGCAAACAGAAAACCAAAACCAUCCGCUCCACACUGAAUCCUCAGUGGAAUGAGUCCUUCACGUUCAAAUUAAAACCUUCAGACAAAGACCGGCGACUGUCUGUAGAAAUCUGGGACUGGGAUCGGACGACUCGGAAUGACUUCAUGGGAUCCCUUUCCUUUGGUGUCUCAGAGCUAAUGAAGAUGCCGGCCAGUGGAUGGUAUAAACUGCUCAACCAAGAAGAGGGCGAAUACUACAAUGUGCCCAUUCCAGAAGGAGAUGAAGAAGGCAACAUGGAACUCAGGCAGAAGUUUGAGAAAGCCAAGCUAGGCCCUGCUGGUAACAAAGUCAUCAGCCCUUCAGAAGACAGAAAGCAACCAUCCAACAACCUGGACAGAGUGAAACUCACAGACUUCAACUUCCUCAUGGUGCUGGGGAAGGGGAGUUUUGGGAAGGUGAUGCUUGCUGACAGGAAGGGAACGGAGGAACUGUACGCCAUCAAGAUCCUGAAGAAGGACGUGGUGAUCCAGGACGACGACGUGGAGUGCACCAUGGUGGAGAAGCGCGUGCUGGCCCUGCUGGACAAGCCGCCAUUUCUGACACAGCUGCACUCCUGCUUCCAGACAGUGGACCGGCUGUACUUCGUCAUGGAAUACGUCAACGGCGGGGACCUCAUGUACCACAUUCAGCAAGUCGGGAAAUUUAAGGAGCCACAAGCAGUAUUCUACGCAGCCGAGAUCUCCAUCGGACUGUUCUUCCUUCAUAAAAGAGGGAUCAUUUACAGGGAUCUGAAGCUGGACAAUGUCAUGCUGGACUCAGAAGGGCACAUCAAAAUCGCCGACUUUGGGAUGUGCAAGGAACACAUGAUGGAUGGAGUCACGACCAGGACCUUCUGUGGGACUCCGGACUACAUUGCCCCAGAGAUAAUCGCUUACCAGCCGUACGGGAAGUCUGUAGAUUGGUGGGCGUACGGUGUGCUGCUGUACGAGAUGCUAGCCGGGCAGCCUCCGUUUGAUGGUGAAGAUGAAGAUGAACUGUUUCAGUCUAUAAUGGAGCACAACGUGUCCUACCCCAAAUCCUUGUCCAAGGAAGCCGUCUCUAUCUGCAAAGGACUUAUGACCAAACACCCUGCCAAGCGGCUGGGCUGCGGGCCCGAGGGAGAGAGGGAUGUCAGAGAGCAUGCCUUCUUCAGGAGAAUCGACUGGGAGAAACUGGAGAACAGGGAGAUCCAACCACCAUUCAAGCCCAAAGUGACUUUCUGUACCAAAAUGCACUGGCUUCAGUGGGCAUCCAGGCCUUCGUGUGGCAAAGGAGCAGAAAACUUUGACAAGUUCUUCACGCGAGGACAGCCUGUCUUAACACCACCAGAUCAGCUGGUCAUUGCUAACAUAGACCAAUCUGAUUUUGAAGGGUUCUCGUAUGUCAACCCCCAGUUUGUGCACCCAAUCUUGCAAAGUGCAGUAUGAAACUCAAAAAUGAAAGAUCAAAUGCCUCCCCAGCCCCCAGCAUCCCCAGCAGUGGGAAAUGAUCCUUAACCAUAAAAAUUUAAGGCUAUGGCCUUGUAUUUUGUUCCACACAGAGGCCUGGAAAUUCUAGGGACAUUAGUCAAUACAUGAUCAACUUUUUUCCUCACCCCCCAACCAAAAGCAUUAUCUUAGUGGAUGAUGACAUAAAGUACAGAGUAUAGUUUAAUUAUGUAGAAGUCAUGUCAGCUACAAGUUGAUUCUUCCUAAAAAAAAUCAAAGCGACUUGGACCCUAUUUUUUUUGUACGAUUUGAUAUAUUCUCCAUACUUUCCAUUUCUUGGAUUUUCACUAUCAGAAUCGACCAGAGAUAGUAAAGUGAACUCACCCUAACUCAAGGAAACUCAAGGAAACACUUCCACCCAAGAUGUCUUUGGAACAAAAGAACAGGAAGUCCAAAGAGAAAGCAAAGAGAGGUUGGGGGCUCAUAUAUUCAAGACCACAUAGCUUCUAUUCUCCUUUUCAAUGGAAACAGUCCCUAGACUCAGAGAGGGCAGGAUGAACCUGAUCACUGUUCCCAGUCAUCAUAGCACAACCAUAGUGCACAGUUUAAGAAGGAAAGAAAACUUCAGACAAAUAUUCACUGAAUCUACCAUCUGUAAUCCCCUGCUUGGUUGAUAACAAUCUCUAUAACUCAUUCUUUUUAAGAGGCCAAAUCAUCUAAGGACUUUGCUAAACAAGCAUGUGAAAUCAUUUCAGAUCAAGGAUAAACCAUGUGUACGUUCAUUCUAAUCUCUGGGAGAUGACUCUUCAAUCCAGGGUGCCAUCAGUAAUCAUGCCACUGUUCACGAGUGUUGUUAGCCAACCCCACACACACAAUAUUUUGCUACCUUUGUAGGUACCCUUCCUAAGAAGCUGAAAUGUAUGACCCCAUCCCCCCCCCUUUUUUUACUAUUUAUUUAAUAAGCUGCAGUGUCGUUUAUGGAAGUACAAUGUAUAGUAAUUUAGUCAAAGUAUUGACUAGCCUCAGUCCCUCUAGAUUGAUUUUCCUCCUUUCUCUCGCCCCACAUCCACUUAGAGAUGAAAAAGAGCAUAGUUUGGGUUCCCAUUCUCAGUUCCUAUUGAACGGCACAUGUGGAACUGUAGGAUCAAGAUACUUUAUGCUGAUAUCAACUCAAAGAUGUUGUCUUGCUAGAAGGAUUUUAAUAUGUUUUGCGAGUGCAUCAUGCAAUGGAUUUUGCAUGUUUAUAAUAAACCUUAAUAACGAGUUAAUCUAUAUUAUUGAUAUAAUUGUAUCAACUAUAAAGAGUAUUAUGAUAAUUUUUAUAAGACACAAUUGUGCUAUAUUUGUGACGCUCAUGUUUCCAGUCUGCUUUAAGAUUAAGUGUUAGCUUUAUUCAUUGCUGCUGGGCUCUCACCCGCUACUCCACACACUGGCACUCUAUCAGAUAUAUUAAUUUUUUAAUGUAGAUGUAAUUUUAAAAAUGAAUGGCUACUUUACACGUUUAACUAGGGUUUUACUAUAUAUGUGUACAUAUGUAUAUAUAUAUAUAUAUAUAUUUGAUUCUACCUACAAACCCCGGUUUUGUUUGUGGGGAUUAUUUUUUGAGAUAAGACUCUGUUAACUUCUUCAUGUUAUCCUCUGUUCAAGUUCCUUUAUCACCCCUUCUCUUGGGGACAGCUGAAUAUAUUUAAUUCCAGUAUUCCUGAUAUGUUCAUAUAUAUGUGGCAUUGUUACAGCACCUAGGCUGAAUUGUGUGUGUGUGUGUGUCUGUCUGUCUGUCUGUCUGUCUGUCUGGUACUUUUCAGCCUAUGUCUUUGGGGUCUCUAGGGAUGAAGGGGUGAGAGAACUCCUUUCUGUGUGUGCAUAUGGACACCCAAAAAUAUGUAGUCUGUCUUUCUGCCCCAGAAUAACUCACUGUGUACUUCAGAACACACAGAAUCCUUGAGACAAACUUUAUCUCCAUGCCUGUGUAGAGCCAUCUCUGAAGCUGUUGCCAACAGACUCUCUUCAGAGGCACAUACUGUCUUAAAGCGGUUCCUAGAACAUUCCGGUCUUUGAAGAGCAUGCCUUUGUCCAAAUGCCUCCUAAUACAAGGUGUUUAGAAGAGGCAGGCUUCUGCAGCAUAAAGGAUAAGUGAAAAAGGAGUUCCUACCAGUCCUUAGAGAAGGCACCUCUAUCGAAAUCAUCUCACAGCUAGGCUCUCCUCUUUGUUAUUCUCCACCUAUCUGCUUGACAGUCACAUACCCUGCAACCCACCAAGAGUCUUUGAGAUACGGAGCAUAGGCUGUUCUGAAAAUCCCUAAUCAGAAGGAGAUAUGGAGUCGAGAGUGGGCCAAACCAGAAAAGAGCAGUUUCUUCUGCAAUCUUUCAUGAAUUCUGGACUUCAGACCUCAAAAAGUGGGGAAGGGUGUCAUAUAUGGAUCUCAGAAGUCAAGUUCACCAUCUUGGUAACCUAGCCUUAUCAAAAACACUGUACUCAGUCCAACUGUAAAGGAACUGGCUUAUCAAUGAGCCUUGGAAGUGAAAGCAUUGCUCUUCCCAGGUGGGACAGCAACAGGAAGCUGAACCUCUCAAAGUGGGGGAAACCACAGAGAAGGAGCACAGGGUUCGUAGACAAUCCACCCUGAGGUGCCAAGCUGCCUGACUCUCAUGCCAGUAGCAGGCUUGGGUUCUUCCUUAAACCGCCAGCAUCCAGCUCCGAGUGAUUCAACUUCUCUAGAAAAUGUGUGCGGUUCCUUGGAUGGCUUGUACGCUUAGAGAAUACCCACCAACAUUCUCACACUGGAGGAGGGAAAUAACAGAGCCACAGACCAGCAAUUGCCUAAGGAACAGAACACUGGAGAACAAACUUAGGAGAGAUGAUAAAAAUUUAAGGACGUGUUCAUGAUGCUGCCUAUUCUAUACACUGCUGAGGGUUAAAUUCAGAUGAAGGCUAGUACUUUAAAGAUCUGGACAGCAGAGACAACUUUUGCUACAAAACUAACUCACCUGGAUAACCACUAGCAGCUGUUAGGCAGGAUCAAUUGAUACUAUUCUACAUCCUUGUCCCACUUCACAGACCUUGUAUGAAACAGGGCUACAGGGAAACAUCUGCCAUUUGAACUGAAGCAACCAAGCAGGAGGCCAGAACCAGGAGGGUGCCUUGAAGGGUUUAAUCCCCAGGGGCAGGGGUGGGAACUAUUUAGAAUGUACCUGCUCUCAGGCUGUGCCUGCAUUGGCAGGGUCUGUGGAGGAGAACCUAGCACAAUCCAAGUCUCCACAGGGACCCAUCAGGCCGUGACCCAGAAAAUCCAUUGAAAUAAUUUUGUAUUAUAUUCCCCUGGAAGGUGGCCAUUUCCCAGGAGCAGCUCUUCCCUGUUCCACCACAGGCCGGUGGGCUGCUAGCUCUGCCUUCAGUGUGGCAUCUAAAGUUACCUGGUGCUUGGGUUGAAUGGAAAGAGCUGGAGUAUGCUGCCAGGUGCAGCCCCAGGAGUUAAUGGGAGGCUUACCCCAGGCAGCAGCUAAUUCAGAAGGCAGAAGAGAAGCCCCAGGAGCUAAACUGAUUGCCCUUCACCCUCCUACCUCUGUGGCCUAGUUUGAGCUAGUAGCCUUUUCUUUAAUUUAGUCUUUUUUAUUAGUAAUUUGAGAAACUCAGGAGGCCCAGAGUUUUCCGGAAGCUUGGUCUGAGAUGGUCACGUGAAAGAUUACCAGAGGCCAGUAUUAACCCUCAAAUGUUGCUGCUCACAAGCUCCAGUUCUUAGCAAAUAAAUCAUGGUGGCUUGCCAACCCCAAAAGAGCCACUCAUCGAUGUAUCACAAAGAGGAGGAAGCAGAAGUCAACACCAUUAAAGAGCAGGGUUUGAGUGCACCCAGGAAGACAUGGAAGGUGGUGGAAAGGUUGUGUUAAUCUGCAUGGGCUUUCCACUGGGGGUCAUUGUGCAAAUGGAAGUUACUGUUCAUCAGCCUUCAAAGGUGUGGCUUUUUGCCAGAUACAACCUUUUGUUCGUUCUCAGACUCUCCCAACUGUAACAAGUCCUUUGCCCAGAGCCGAGCCAGCCAGCAGACCCUAGAAGCACUUAGUUCCAUCUUUAUCCCUCUGAUAAUUAUGGCUGCUGAGACUAGGUCCAGAAGUCACGAAAACAACCAACAACGACCUGCCAGCUUCUGCUCAGCAGAGAAAAAUAGGAAGGGUUUGUGCAGGGCUUUAUUUUCUCAAACGCCUCCACAAGGCAACACCACCUGACAGUCAUUUUCUCACCUUGGUCUUAUGAAAUCAUCUAUUUCUUGUGUGUACAUGUCACGCUGUUUCCUGUUUGUUUACAACCCUAGAAGGGUAGGGUUACCUGUCCCCAUGCCACGGCUGAGCACAUCAGUCACUCUCAGGAGAUGCGUGCUGAGCCAGGGACCUGAAAGGAUGCUGACCAUGGGGGGUUGGGGGGACAAUAGCAAGGAAGGAGACAGGUCCUCUGGUUAGCAGUGGGUCCACACUAACAUGACAGAGUGUUAGGAAACUGGUUUUAAAAUUGUUUUCCAUGAACUGCUGUUAACAAAAUGUGCUGGACAGUCAACACCCCUGCCACAUCUCACUGGGCCAGCGUAGCAAAUCUAGAAGAAGCAGAUACUUUCUGCUGUCAGAAUAAUCCAGAAAAUCAGGAAAGGGUGCUUGAGGCAUGCACAGACACAGUGUUCUAGAAACGGUGUCUAAUGCUGUCCCAGGGAUGAUACAGCAAUGGUUAAAAAGUGUGGUUGGCUCAGCAUUCGUGUGGUCAGGUGUCAGUCAAUGAACAGAAGACACACCAGGUUGUUAAACAGCCUUACUGUGACCCUCCUCAGAAGCCCACAAGUUCCAAAGACUUUUUUUAACCUAAAACAAGAAAUUAACUUAUUAACUCCAAGAGAGUACCUGGGUAUCCUGGGCUAUUUGUACUUUUUUAUAGAGGACUUUAAUAACUCAAUUCUUUUCAAGUGAGUUUUUAAAAUAAUAAAAAUUUCAUAAAUUUCCAAUUCCAUGCAACUUAUAGGAGGAUUUCACCCAGGUUGGAUAGAGCACCCACGAUCUGCAUUCCCACAGCGGGAUUUUCCCGUGCUAGUGAGGUCUGGAGUCCACAUUGGAUUGGCUGGCAUUUCCUAGCAGACACUAAAGAUAGCUGUGCAAGGUUUAGCUAUCGCUCAACUGUGGGGAUGACGGCUUUAUAGCUCCCCUUCCUGAUACAGCCCCCGGAAAGGAUUCUUGGGGAUCUACAGGACCCCACUCUUCACUGUAAGAGUCAGAGCAGGAAGGGGGUGCUUCUUCAACUCUGGCUCAAGUCCCCUCUGGUCUCUCAGUCUCUCGCAUUUGAUUAAAAUGGAGAGAUGCCCUCUAAGGAUUCUGCCCACUGGGCAAUUCAAGCCUCCUACCCCGAGAAGAGACAGCGCUGAGUGUGCCUGGGCAUCUGCGUCCAUGCCCAUGGAUGUGAGUAGACAGAACCCUACUUUUGAGAAAACGCCUAUCCAGCCCACUUUGUAAGAACCCCCUUUUUCUAAACUAUGACAAAAGGCGGCUUUGCACUUUCUGAUCAAACAACACUGUCUUUUGUCUCCUGCUUAACUUUUAAGACUAUUCUGUGACCGACGUUUGUAGAUUUUUUUUUUUGUUAAUAUUUUGCCUGGAAAAAUGUGACUCUCUCCUUGGGAGGUUUAGUAGACUAAUAAAAAUUAUACAUGAAGGUGGUUGCUAUUUUGAGGCUAAAGGUUUUUCUAAGAAUCGCCCUCGUAUCCUGACCGUGAAGGCUUUUCAGGAUACCUUUUAUAGACGAUCAGAUGCAUUCGAGCUGUGUUUCCUACAUGAUUUCUGUUUUGUUUUAUGAAGGACACGCCAUGUUUAAAUCUCUCAUUGGAAAAAAAAAAAAAAAACACCAUGCAAAACCCCAAAUUGGUUUGGAGGAAGGAGUGAAGGUGGAGGCUGUUGCCCGAAUGGGCCUUUACUGAUGAGCCAGGGGCUGAUCCACUGCUCGUUUGGUUACUGGGCAGGUGAGGUAGACAUGUAAAUUACUGCCUAGCUUUCUUGGAUUUGUGUAACCUCUACUCUCCGUUUGCAUGAUCCGCUCUGUUAGAUGCAUUCAUUGUAGUUCGGAAGCAAGCGUGUAUGAAUAAAGAUACUGAUCACUGCUGA